UUUUUCCAGGAGGAAAAAUUCCGCAGGAUCGAACUAUAAUCAGAAGGGUUUUGAGGACAAUUUCGCUGCCACUGUUUGUCUGCAUGUGUAUCCUCUCCAGUGUUGGAAUCAUCGUAGCUACUUUAUUGGUAGCAUUCAAUAUAUGGAAUAAACACAGGCGGGUUAUUCAAUCAUCGCAUCCAGUGUGUAAUACAAUAAUGCUCUUUGGCAUCGUAGUAUGCUUGACUGCUGUAUUUUUACUUGGAUUGGAUGGUAGAUUCGUCACACCGGAUGUUUACCCAAUCAUUUGCCAGACGAGAGCAUGGUUCCUCACUCUUGGAUUCACUCUUUCUUUUGGCGCCAUGUUUAGUAAAGUGUGGAGAGUACAUAGACUUACAACCAAAGCAAAAAGUGAUCCAAAAGUAAGAAUGAAAAAAGUCCAGCCUUGGAAAUUAUACUCUAUGGUAUCGGGACUACUCUCGGUCGACUUCAUCAUUAUGUUGGCCUGGCAACUUCAGGAUCCUCUUCAGCGACGCAUUGAGAUAUUUCCGUUAGAAUCACCAGCCUCCUUGAUGGACGAUGUUAUGAUCAGGCCAGAACUGGAGCACUGCGAAAGCCAGCAUAAUAAUGUUUGGUUGUCUGUUAUCUACGCUUAUAAAGGAUUAGUUAUGAUAUUUGGUCUUUUCCUGGGUUACGAGACUCGAUCUCUCAAGGUGAAGCAGAUCAACGACUCGAGAUACGUCGGUAUGAGUAUCUACAAUGUUGUUAUCUUAUGCCUGAUAACGGCACCAGUCACCAUGGUGAUUGCCAGCCAACAGGAUGCCAGUUUUGCUUUUGUUUCUCUAGCUAUAGUCUUCUGCUGUUUUCUGAGCAUGGCUCUCAUUUUUGUGCCUAAGGUAAUUGAAGUGAUAAGGCACCCGAAAGAUAAGGCUGAAAGUAAAUACAAUCCUGAUGUUGGUAUAUCUAAGGAAGACGAAGAAAAGUAUCAAAAGUUGAUUCGAGAAAACGAAGAUUUGAUACUUCUUAUAGCACAGAAAGAAGACAAAAUAAAGCUGCUCAAAGAUCGACUUGCUGAAAAAGAAGCUGGCAAAUGCAAUACGUUAGCACCAUCUAGCAUUACACAAGAUACUAGAGACGAAAGAAUAUAGAGUUCCAGUACUUUCAACAGGUUGGUAAUGUAAAGGGUCAUCAGAUACAACAAGAAGUUCAU
This is a messenger RNA of Phaedon cochleariae (mustard beetle), 1189 nucleotides long. The record is from the annotation of a GenBank genome assembly. Lineage: Eukaryota; Metazoa; Arthropoda; Insecta; Coleoptera; Chrysomelidae.